GAGAGUUUGUUCCGACAUGUCUGGUCGUGGCAAGGGAGGGAAAGGCCUGGGCAAGGGGGGCGCCAAGCGCCACCGCAAGGUGCUGCGCGACAACAUCCAGGGCAUCACCAAGCCCGCCAUCCGGCGGCUGGCCCGGCGCGGCGGCGUCAAGCGCAUCUCCGGCCUCAUUUACGAGGAGACCCGCGGGGUGCUCAAGGUGUUCCUGGAGAACGUGAUCCGCGACGCCGUCACCUACACGGAGCACGCCAAGCGCAAGACGGUCACGGCCAUGGACGUGGUCUACGCGCUCAAGCGCCAGGGCCGCACCCUCUAUGGCUUCGGGGGCUGA
Molecule: messenger RNA, 328 nt
Organism: Neogale vison (American mink)
Lineage: Eukaryota; Metazoa; Chordata; Mammalia; Carnivora; Mustelidae
Product: histone H4
Exons: 1
Coding region: 17-328 (103 amino acids)
Biological process (GO): nucleosome assembly
Cellular component (GO): nucleosome
Molecular function (GO): DNA binding; protein heterodimerization activity; structural constituent of chromatin
Source: RefSeq, a predicted model, not a curated record